AUGGAGUCCGUGGCCCUGUACAGCUUCCAGCCAACAGCAAAGGAUGAGUUGCCCUUUAAGAAAGGAGACACUCUGAAGAUCCUCAACAUGGAAGAUGAUCAGAACUGGUACAAGGCUGAGCUGUACGGCUGCGAGGGCUUCGUGCCCAGAAACUACAUCAAGGUCAAGCCCCACCCGUGGUAUGUGGGCAGGACCUCCAGGCAGCUGGCAGAGGAGCAGCUCCUCCAGCACAGGCACCCAGGAGCCUUCCUGGUCCGUGACAGCGAGAGCAGCCCGGGCCAGUUCUCCAUCUCUGUCAGCUACGGGCAGCACAUCCAGCACUUCAGGGUGUUCAGGGAGAGGAACGGCAAAUACUUCCUCUGGGAGGAAAAGUUCAACUCUCUCAACGAGCUGGUGGACUUCUACAGGACAACCACCAUCUCCAAAAAGCAGCAGAUCUUCCUCCAGGAUGGGGACCAGAGCCAGGAGGUACCAUCAGGGGAUGGGGCCCUGGGGUUGGUGAGGAGACCCAGAUUCGUGCAAGCCCAGUUUGACUUCUCAGGCCAAGAUGGGUCCCAGCUGCCCUUCCUCCGUGGGGACAUCAUCCAGGUCCUGGCCUGCCCUGACCCCAGCUGGUGGCAGGGGAAGGUCUAUGGCCGCGUUGGGCUCUUCCCCCGCGCCUACGUCCACCCCCUCCGCAAGUGA
Molecule: messenger RNA, 684 nt
Organism: Dryobates pubescens (Downy woodpecker)
Lineage: Eukaryota; Metazoa; Chordata; Aves; Piciformes; Picidae
Gene: GRAP
Product: GRB2 related adaptor protein
Exons: 6
Coding region: 1-684 (227 amino acids)
Molecular function (GO): protein binding
Source: RefSeq, a predicted model, not a curated record